GAGCCGCGGCGGCCGGCACAGCCUGAGUGGCGCUGGGCGGCGAGUUUGUCAACAAUCGCCUCGCCUUCGGCUGCCUGACCCGUAGGCGCCGCCCCCGUCGCCUCUGCCCAUUGGCUACGAUGGGAAGCCACCGAGCACGGGCCAAUGGGGAGCACUGGCAACCGGCGCCAGCGGCGCGGGGCUGGCGGUGCCCGAGCGGCGGCGGGAGCUGCGCGCGAGGGGCGGAGCGGGAGGAGGCGGAGGAUGAUCCCGGCGGCGGCCGGUGCAGCGCGGGCCAGAGGCGCGGCGCGCGAAACCUUAGGCUCCCCAGCGGAGCGUGGCGGCGGGCGGACGGGCAGGCGCGGAACUCUGGAGCCCACGGCUCGGCUUUGUUUUCCUUGCCUUCUCGGUGGCGACACUCACGGGUCGUCUGAUCGGCGCUGGACACCGCGCUUGGAAGGGAAGGGGAGGACAAAAAAAGACCAAAUGGCCAAGCAACCUUCUGAUGUAAGUUCUGAGUGUGACAGAGAAGGUGGACAAUUGCAGCCUGCUGAGAGGCCUCCCCAGCUCAGGCCUGGGGCCCCUACCUCCCUACAGACAGAACCGCAAGGUAAUCCCGACGGCGAAGGGGACCGCUGCCCCCACGGCAGCCCUCAGGGCCCGCUGGCUCCAACGGCCAGCCCAAGCCCUUUUGCUACCAGAUCCCCACUUUUCAUCUUUGUGAGAAGAUCUUCUCUGCUGUCCCGGUCCUCCAGUGGGUAUUUCUCUUUUGACACAGACAGGAGUCCAGCACCCAUGAGUUGUGACAAGUCAACACAAACCCCAAGUCCUCCUUGCCAGGCCUUCAACCAUUAUCUCAGUGCAAUGGCUUCCAUAAGGCAGUCUCAGGAGGAACCUGCAGAUAUUCGCCCUGAGAUCUGGAUUGCACAGGAGCUCCGGCGGAUUGGAGACGAGUUCAACGAAUCUUACGCGAGGAGGGUAAAUAACUACCCAGAGGCCGAAGAGCACCCUCACCACCCUCAAAUGGUUAUCUUACAACUGUUACGAUUCAUCCUCCGUCUAGUAUGGAGAAGGCAUUGACAGGAUCUUCCCGCUGCCAGGAUCAAAACGUGGACAUUGCUCUUGUUCAGACCGCCAGAACCCCAGCACUGGGUCUCUCGGCGCCGCGACAGUGCAGCCGCAGCCGGUGGCUCUAUCCCAGAGAGGUGCUGCGGGUGGACGACACACUGCCCUGUGUCGAUGUGAACGUCACCCUUCUGUGCGUCACCACAUGGCAGGAUUUCCAGUAGAUGUUUGUGUGAAUGUAAACAGGGAGGGUUCUUCUCGUCUAGUGUCCAGAGCCUGGGUCUUUGGAGGAGAGUCACGAUGCGGGGAAGGUGUUUACAUGCAGUGUGUUCCUUUGUUUUUCCAACCUACUUUCUUUGAUAACCAUUCGGUUGUUUUUUUUGUUCGUUUGUUUUUUGUUUGGGGGUUUUUCUGGUUUUUUUUUUUUUU
Alexandromys fortis (reed vole) is the source of this 1473-nucleotide messenger RNA. RefSeq names its product BCL2 like 11 (gene Bcl2l11). The transcript has 4 exons. The record is from RefSeq and is a predicted model, not a curated record. Bases 145 to 1059 code for a protein of 304 amino acids. Gene Ontology annotation, biological process: meiosis I. NCBI's taxonomy places the organism in Eukaryota, Metazoa, Chordata, Mammalia, Rodentia, Cricetidae.